Messenger RNA from Yamadazyma jaroonii, 570 nucleotides. Lineage: Eukaryota; Fungi; Ascomycota; Pichiomycetes; Serinales; Debaryomycetaceae. The record is from the annotation of a GenBank genome assembly.
AUGUCAUUUCGUCCAAAAAGAUCGGUACCUUCGGUGGUAAAUACUCCAACUACUGUUCACAUAAUAGAAUCUCAUCAUAUUGAUCAAGAUGAGACAGAAAGAAUCUUAACUGAUUUUGUUGAAAAUAGUGAAUUAAUUGCCACAACCUUACCUGAAGAUAAAAGUUCUAAUGAAUUGUUAAGUGUUGGUACAGGUUUAAGUAAUAAUACUGGUAAUGCUGCAAUCUUAUCUCAAUUAAAAAGAUUACAAAGAAAUUUAAGAGGUUUACCUCCAUCUUUAGAAGAUAUACAAAGUUUCUCCACACCAAAUGAAACAGCAAACAAGAAGAUCAAAUUUGAAGAUGAUGAAGAAGAAAAACCAAAUAAGAAGAUCAAAUUCGAUGAUGAUGAGAUUAUAGAAGUUGAAGAAAUUAACGAAACUUUACCAGAAAUAACUUUAGACUCAGUAAUUAUGAGUGGAUCUAAAGAAGAGAAGAAAGAAAAGAAAGAGAAGAAGGAAAAGAAGGAAAAGAAAGAGAAAAAGGAUAAGAAGGAUAAAAAGAAAAAAGAAAAGAAGGAAAAUAAAGAUUAA